AUGUACAAUACCAUUCAUACAAUUAGAGAUCAUCAAGGGAACUGGAUUGAUAAUAAAGACCAGGUAGUCGACUUGCUUUCUAGACAUUUUAAGAAGAUUUAUACUUCUUCCAACCCUAGUGUCCAGGAAAUUCAUGAUUCCUUAAGGUUUGUCACUCCUUUGAUUAAUGAGGAUAUGAAUGAAAAUUUGACUGCUAUUCCUUCAGUUCAAGAAAUUUGGGACACUGUUAACAUGAUGGCUCCUUGGAGUUCUCCGGGACCGGAUGGUUUUCCUCCUGGGUUCUUCAAGGAUAAUUGGGAUACUGUUAAAGAGGAUGUUGUCUCUCAUGUGCAAAAUUCUCUGAUCUCUCCCUUCCAAUCUGCAUUUGUUGCUAAUAGGCAGAUCCAUGACAAUAUUGUAAUCACUCAUGAAAUUCUGCAUUCUUUUAAAUCAAAAAAGAAGAAAUCGAAGAAUUAUUAUAUGGCUAUCAAGCUUGAUCUGUCUAAAUCCUUUGACAGGCUUGAGUGGUCUUUUAUCAUUGCUGUUUUUAAAAAGUUUGGUUUCUCUGAUGAUUGUUGCCAGUUAGUCUUUCAGUAUAUCAUCACUGUAUCUUAUUCUGUUUUGGUCAAUGGUUCACCAAACGAUUGCAUGCUGUUUUGUAAAGCUUCUGUCACUUAUGUGAAAAAUAUCAUAAAGGUUAUUAAUGUGUUUGCAAAGGCGUUAGGUCAGGCAAUUAACUUUGAUAAAUCUGGGUUUAUUACUAGUGGGAAUAUGCAUCAUAGACACAUCAAGAUUUUAUCUAAGGCCCUUAACAUGAAGUUUCUCAGUAGUUCUGAAAAAUACUUAGGCACGCCUUUGUUUAUUGGUAAGGAUAAAACUAAGUCUUUUAGUUUUCUCAUUGAUAAUUUAUAUACCAGAUUAAAUUCUACGAAAAAAUCCAAUUUGAACAUAGCUGGUAGAACUGUGGUUACAAAGCAUGUACUUUCUAGUUUGUCUGUUUAUCACAUGGCAUGUUUUACCCUUCCUAAAACAGUUACUAGUAAAAUUGAUUCGAUUCAACGCACUUUUUGGUGGGCUAAAAAGAAUCCUAAGCAUGCUGCAUACUUUCGCUCUUGGGGUGAUAUAGGGAAAUCUAAACUUAAUGAAGGUCUGGGUCUUAGGAAUUCCUUUGCUACUAAUAGGGUUUUCAUUUGCAAACUGGGCUGGAGAAUUUUGAAGAAUCAGGAUAGUUUACUUUCUAGAUUUCUCAAGGAUAAAUACUUCCCUAACCAGAAUCUUCUAGAGAUUGAUAAGGUUGUUGAUUCCGCUUCGUGGAUGUGGAAAGGGAUUGUUCUUCCUCACUCCCCCAUGAAUACUGCUUGUAAUGAAUUUGUUUAUGUGUCUGAACUUAUUGACUAUAAUUAUAACUAUUGGAAUGUACCUCUUUUGAACCUCUUAUUCUCCCCAGAUGAGGUUAUUAGAAUUAAGUCUAUUAGAUUAAAUUUGUCGCAGUCGGACUCGCUUAUGUGGGCUCAUACUAGGAAUGGUAAGUUCACCAUCAAAUCUGCUUACAGAAUUUAUAUGAAUGAUAUUCCUUCUCCUGAAAACUCCACUAUUUGGAGGAAAGUCUGGGAUAUUGAUUGUCUGCCGAAAGUUAAGUUUUUUAUGUGGAAAAUGUUUGCUCAUAUGCUCUCAGUUAAUGCCAUUAUGCAGCUUUACAAUCCUCAUGUGAAUGUUCUCUGCUCUUUUUGUAAUUCUCAUGAUGAAACUGUGAUGCAUCUUUUUGUUAACCGCCCUGUAGUGUUGCGUAUUUGGUUCAGUCUUUCCCUUCAACAUUUGAUAUCUACUGAUUUGGAUUGGGUUGAUGAUAUUUUCUUAUAUUGGCAUGAAUCAAGCCUGGGUGCUUCUCCUUUUAAAGUUGGUUGGCCUAGUGUAGGUGCUAUUGUUAUGUGGUCUAUAUGGAAGCUGCGAUGUGAUGUAGUUUUCAAGAGUGCUUCUCUGUAUAUGAACAAGAUCAUUGUUGAUAUCAAGAGAAUGUUAAAUUCUUACAUUACUCCAAGGAUUACUGUUUUGAAUCUUGUACACAAUGUCAAAAUUCCUCAGUCUAAAGUGGAGAACUUUAUGUUUGUAGAUGGCUCUUUCAAGGAUUUUAAUUUUGGAAUUUGUGUUAUUUGGUGUGAUACUGCAGGGAAUGUAAGAAAGGUGUGCUAG
Messenger RNA from Papaver somniferum (opium poppy), 2169 nucleotides. RefSeq lists its product as uncharacterized. The transcript has 4 exons. The record is from RefSeq and is a predicted model, not a curated record. Lineage: Eukaryota; Viridiplantae; Streptophyta; Magnoliopsida; Ranunculales; Papaveraceae. Bases 1 to 2169 code for a protein of 722 amino acids.